Messenger RNA from Effrenium voratum, 1221 nucleotides. Lineage: Eukaryota; Dinophyceae; Suessiales; Symbiodiniaceae. The record is from the annotation of a GenBank genome assembly.
AUGGAAUGCCAAGAGCUGCUCUCAUGGGGUCUCGAAAACGGCGCCUUCGUGCAUGAGGGCAUCGAUCUCUUUGCCCAGAGCCCGCGAGGUCGCGGCAUCGUCGCCACGGCCGACCUGAAGUCUGGAGAGGUCCUGCUGCGCAUCCCCGGGGGCCUCUCCAUCCAGAGCUCGCCGGAACAAAUGCCGGACUCUGCGGUUGCCGACUUCUUCCGCAGGUCUGAUGCCAUGUCCAACGCCCUGCGCCUGAGCCUGACGCUACUGCACGAGCUUCACGUGCAGGGCACUGCCUCUCGCUGGUGGCCGUACCUGAGCUUCUUGUCCACGGUGGAGGUGGACUUGCCGAUGACCUGGCCGCAGAGCGAAUGGGAAGGCCUACGUGGUACUUCCUUGCUCCUGGCGGGCGACUUUGAGCCUCCCGCUCAAGUCUUUCGGGAAGUCGCGGAGCCAUUGAUGGCACAACGUGAGGAUCUUUGGCCCGAAGAGGUUCGGAAGCCGGAGCUGUUCCUCCGUGCGCUCUCCUUGGUUAUGUCUCGGGGGCUUUGUGGGGCUUUGUCCUUCGCGCUGCAGGGCGCCCUUGCGCCAGAGCUGCGAAAUCCGGGCAAAGCUGCGGGGCCCUUCCUGCUGCCGCUUUUCGAUCUGGUCAACCACUCUUCCUGCUCAGAGGAGCUCUCGGUGCAGCUGGAUAUGGAGGAGGGGAGCUUCGUGGCGCGCUGUUCCAAGGAUGUGGCGGCAGGUCAGGAGCUGCUGAAAUCCUAUGGGCCCCACUCGGCGGCCGAGCUGCUGCGAACCUAUGGCUUUGUGGAACGGGGUAGCAACGCCCACAAUUCGCUGCUUGUGACGCACGAGGAGCUUCUAGACACGUGCAAGGAGUUUGUGGCACCGCACUUGGAGCGCUUGCAAGACAUGGCUGCCGUACGUCCCAUGUACAGCAUCCCCUCCAGUGGCACCUUGCCGGCAGAGCUGCUGACUGUGGUCCAGGUCUUGCAUAUGAGCUCGGCGGACUUUUCGGAGUUCCAGACGUCGCAGACGCUGAGCUUUCCCCGCGGCACUACGCAGGGCCGCAAGGCGGUGGUCUGCGUGGGGCCCAAGAAGUUUGCCGAUUCUGAGCGCCCACAGGCGCCCGCGGCGCGCGCGGCGUGCGCCGCCCUGCGGGCGGCAGAGCUGCAAGUGCUGCAGGAGGCACGGAGAAGGGAUGUGGACCUCAAGAAAUGCCCUGUUUGA